AUGGUCAAACAAAGGUUCUCCAUAGACUUUAUCCUAACGGGGAGUAAAGAAGACUCUUUGGCUGGGAAAGAUGCCUCAAAACCACACAUUCCCUGUGCACCACAGCCACAGCCUCCAUGUAAAUAUACAGAAAGGCCCAACCAACCCAAAAGGAAAACUCAACAUAUGGAAACUUGUAGAGAUUCUAAACCUUUCAAGAACCUUUCAGAGGAGCAGGAGACUUGUCUAGAGUAUGUUGUAUCUUCCACAACUGCUCCACACGGGGGUUGGGAAAGCGCUGAUGAAUCCACGUCCAGUUGCUCAGAAGAUGAGAGUGAGCAGAUUGGAUCUCAGAGUCCAGAAAGAGGUCAGCCUGAAGAUGAUGACCUUGGAGAAGCUAGCACCAAGAGUGAGCUGCAACGCAGGAUGAGGACAGCAUUCACUUCCCAGCAGAUCUGCAAACUUGAGGAGAUGUUCAAGAAGCAAAGAUAUCUGGGGGCCUCUGAAAGAAAGAAAUUAGCAAGUUCUCUACAGCUCUCGGAAAUUCAGGUGAAAACUUGGUUUCAGAACCGGAGGAUGAAACUGAAAAGGCAAAUGCAAGACCACCAACAUCGAAUGACGGCAUCCUCUGUCUGCUAUCCCCACCCUAUGCCUUAUUAUCAUGGACCUCCUGUCCCUGUAAAUAACUUACAUUUUUACCAUGGCCAGGCAUGUUCCUACCAAACCCCAGAAUCACCGUACACACCAGAUCCAAGAUUUUUACCCACAGCAGCGCCUCCCCCAGCUGUCAUGAACAAUGGCCAUUUUGACCAAUAUAAUCCAUAUUACAACAAUCUUUAUAUGUGA
This is a messenger RNA of Nanorana parkeri, 825 nucleotides long. Its product is annotated as homeobox protein vent1B-like. Gene Ontology annotation, cellular component: nucleus. The record is from RefSeq and is a predicted model, not a curated record. The transcript has 3 exons. NCBI's taxonomy places the organism in Eukaryota, Metazoa, Chordata, Amphibia, Anura, Dicroglossidae. The coding region runs from base 1 to 825 and encodes 274 amino acids. Gene Ontology annotation, biological process: cell differentiation; regulation of transcription by RNA polymerase II. Gene Ontology annotation, molecular function: RNA polymerase II cis-regulatory region sequence-specific DNA binding; DNA-binding transcription factor activity, RNA polymerase II-specific.